AUACAACCGACAAAAACGAUUUCGGCGCUCGUCGCGGCACCAAAUGCACGUGCUAUAUAACAUUCUACAAAAAUCAGUGUACCUUCCGCGAAAUCACGUAUUCGUGUAAUAUUUGUUUUGUGGUGAUCUCUCCGCGUAUGAUAAGAUGUACAAAAUACUAUCGUCAUUCGUAGCGGCCGUCGCUAUCGGAUCCGGUUUGGUAAUCACAUAUGUUCUGUACAAUGUUCCCGAGCCUCCUGAACUGGACUUGCAGAGAUGGUGGGGCAUCGGCACCAGGCCCACAGAAGAAGACAAAUCAAUCAGACCAUUUAGUAUAGACUUUAAUGAUACGGUGAUCCUAGACCUAAAGGAGAGGUUAAAAAAUAGACGACCAUUUACAAAACCGCUCGAAGGAAUUAAUUCAGAAUACGGAAUGAAUACAGAAUAUUUAGAAACCGUUUUAGAAUAUUGGUUGAAUGAAUAUAAUUUUAAGAAGAGAGCUGAACUAUUAAACAAAUUUCCACACUACAAAACUAGAAUACAAGGGCUCGAUUUACAUUUUAUCAGAGUGAAACCCGAAAUCAAGGAAGGCGUGCAAGUUCUGCCGCUCUUGAUGAUGCACGGAUGGCCAAGCUCUUCCAAAGAGUUUGAUAAGGUCAUUCCAAUCUUAACAACACCUAAACACGAGUACAACAUAGUAUUCGAAGUAGUGGCGGUCGAUUUGCCUGGAUAUGGUUUUUCGGAGGGUACGAACAAACCAGGACUGAAUCCGGUUCAGAUAGGUGUUAUGAUGAGAAAUCUAAUGUUGAGACUGGGCUUCGAGAAGUUCUACAUACAAGCGGGCGACUGGGGCUCACAAUGCGCCACUCACAUGGCCACUUUAUUCCCCGACCAGGUGUUAGGGUUACAUACGAACAUGCCUUUAUCAUCAAGACCGUUGAGUACAGUAAAAUUGUUCAUCGGAGCUUUAUUCCCUAGUUUGAUUGUGGACGCUAAGUACAUGGACAGGAUUUAUCCACUGAAAAAUCUUUUUUCAUAUAUUCUAAGAGAAACUGGCUAUUUCCACAUACAAGCUACGAAGCCUGACACAAUUGGUGUAGCGUUGACCGAUUCCCCCGCGGGCCUGGCUGGCUACUUGAUCGAAAAGAUGGCAAUUUGCAGCAACAGAGACCAGCUUGAUACACCUCACGGUGGCCUGGAGAAUCUCAACUUGGACGAUGUGUUAGACACCGUCACUAUAAACUGGAUCAACAACUGCAUAGUGACGUCAACGCGCCUGUACGCCGAGGGCUUCUCAUGGCCCGAAGUUCUUAUAGUACAUAGAAUACCAUCAAUGGUGCCGACAGCUGGAAUCAAUUUCAAAUACGAAGUGCUGUACCAACCGGACUGGAUACUGCGAGACAAAUUCCCGAACCUGGUAAGGUCUACAGUUCUCGACUUUGGUGGUCACUUCGCCGCACUACACACGCCUCAAGCGCUUGCCGACGACAUAUUCGCUUCAGCCGUACAAUUUUUAAAGUUCCAUGAUAGAAAGAGAAACCAAAAAUCCAGCUGAUCUAUAUUUUAUAUUUUGUUCGGCCGAAUUAACGUUCUUAUACCUGAGAAGAGUAUGUCGCUUAUUCGUUAACUUGAAUAACAAUGUUUUAACUAUUCAGUGUUUUACAUCAAUAAAUUUUAAAGCAUUCCAUCAAACGUAGAAAAUGACGAAAGACUCAAUUGUUAAAUCGUUGAUAUUCAAUGAUUUGAAUAAGUUAUGUUUAUGUUAUGAAGCCCGUGUAUUUUUUAAUGAAAGAAAAUAAAUGUCCAACGUUUUCGGUUAAAGUAGAUGCAAGUUAGUUUAAUGUAAGAAGCACAGAGAAAAAUUAAUAAUUAUAUCAAACACUUACUUACGUAAACCUAGCGUGCAUCCACUUUACGCAUACUUUUAUAGCAAAAAUUACCAUAAGAACUGGGACUGGACCAUAGAUUAUGUGUUAAUUUUUAUUCUUGUCGAUGAAUUAAUGAAAAAGAUAAAUAAUAAAAUACAUUUAUAAUGCUAAAAAAAUAUUUAUCUGAACGACUUGAACAAUUAAUGUAGUGUAGAUUUAGGUAAUAUGAUUUAAAGAGCGUUUAGAGGCCGUAGUUGUAGAUUAAUAUCAAGACGUACCUACAGUGAACAAUGAGACUUAUGUAAUUUUAUGUGUAACUUGUAACAUUGUUAUUUUAUGUAGUAUUAUUGAGACUGGUUGAAGUUUAGGUCUUUUUUAUACCACUGAAACUACUUAAUUGAACUAAUAAAUGAUUCAUAGUAUUUAAAUGUAAGAUUGUAACAUGAGGUAUCAUUUCAACUUGGAUUGAAUCAUGAUGGACGUUUCUAGUAUUUAAUUCAUUAGUUGUGUAGUUUUCUGGUUAAAAACAACUCUAUUUUUCAGCAGGCGAAAUAUUUUAUAAUUGAAGAUGACAAAUUUGUUAAGUUAAUCUACUACUUACAAGUCAGUAACCUAUUUGUCUAUUGGAAAUCCAUUGCGCCUGCAGGCUGGAUAACUACAUUACUACACAUGUUCUUAUUAUGAUAUGAUAGCAGGUUACUAGGUAUUUACUUACAUUGACGAUAAGUAAGCUGAAUGAUGCUUACUUGUAUAAAAUAAUAGCGUAAUUUUAAAUUAAAUAUACCUCAACGAGAACCUAUUCAUGUGAGAACAAAACAGGCGGAACGUAAAAAAAUAAAACAUAAUUAGCAACACCCUGUAUUGUUCUCUUGUGAGAAGGGUCUGCGCAAGAUAUGACGAAAUAAAACAAGUUAAAUACU
This is a messenger RNA of Manduca sexta (tobacco hornworm), 2767 nucleotides long. It is a transcript of the gene Jheh-lp1, whose product is annotated as juvenile hormone epoxide hydrolase-like. The record is from RefSeq and is a predicted model, not a curated record. Bases 146 to 1534 code for a protein of 462 amino acids. Gene Ontology annotation, biological process: epoxide metabolic process. Lineage: Eukaryota; Metazoa; Arthropoda; Insecta; Lepidoptera; Sphingidae. The transcript has 7 exons. Gene Ontology annotation, molecular function: epoxide hydrolase activity.